Messenger RNA from Bursaphelenchus okinawaensis, 1901 nucleotides. The record is from the annotation of a GenBank genome assembly. NCBI's taxonomy places the organism in Eukaryota, Metazoa, Nematoda, Chromadorea, Rhabditida, Aphelenchoididae.
AUGCUCCGUUUGGAUGCGGGCCAAAUGCCGGCGGUCGAUUUGCAGGCCCUAGCCGACCUUUUCUCGGCCCAUUCCCAAGCUCCGGGUACCCAGCUCUCGCCCCUCCCCCGUCCUGAUAUUAUACUAGCCAACAAAGAACAGACAGUCGCUGAUCCCGAGAAGAGCUCGGACCGGGUACAGCUGAUCCCCUCCCAGAAGCGACGCCAUGGCGGCUUUGGCUUCGUGGCAAUGAUGAACGGUUACGUGUACCACUGUGAUUAUCAACGGGAGGGCUCGGCUGGGGCACGGGUCUAUUGGAAAUGCACACAAAGGGGUGGAUGUGGGGCUAGGCUCAUCACAGACAAACUGGGACUAGUACUAAAUGCACGGAACAACUUUCACAGUCAUCCACCGGUCGAUGAGAACCCUGACAACGGGACACGGAAGCUGGAAGACAAAGACGAGGUCAGCAGUUUAAUUAUAGUAGAGUAAUAAGAUUUGGGUUUGGUAUUUUACACGGAAAUUGAAUUUUCUGAUUACAGUUAAUUCGGUUAGAAAGUAUGAAACUAGGUAACUUCAUCAGUUUUGGAAAUGGUAUUGUAAUUAUAUUUGUCUUUUGUUACAAUGAUCUAAGCUUUGUCCACUAAACCACAAUAUAAACACCAAACCAUAAAAUACUAACCCUACAGUUUAACUUAAAAUUUGAAAUAAAUUAAAACUUGCAGAAUGCACCAUUUGGAAGCCGAAAACAGAAUUUCAAUGCCAAUUUGGCGUUUGUGAAAGAGAUCCACAAGAGAAAACAUGUUCUGUUUGGUUCACCUGAUCAUGCACAACACAUGGAUGUCAGCCAGAUCAAGGAGAAGGCGUGGGAAGAGAUCCGAGAGGCUAUGACACAGCAAGGGCACUCCAAGUUUGUGGGGAAGGAUUGGCGACAACUCCGCGCCAACGAAUGGCAACAAGUCAGGAGGGCCACAAUGGCCAAGAAAUACGUAAAUGACAUGUCUGGAGCCAAAGGUGCUAAUCUAAACGAACUGGACCAGCUAGUUCUGGAAGUGGUCGGCCAUGAAAGUGAAAAUGAAGGGACGGAACAGGAGAACAACAGCGGGAACGGCCUGAGGAACGUUGAAACCGCACUGGUAAGAGUUGAAUUUUGAUUACUCUAACAUAAAUUACUUCGGAAAUUGUAUUUUGGGACCUAAAACGUUUAUAUACACCUACCCUUUCAUAACAAUAAGACGGCCACUUUCAGGAGCCACUCCAACUUCCACAAACCAAUAGCACCAUGCCAAACAACGAUCUACUGUCCACAAUAUUGUCGCAAUUUGAUCCUUCUGCCUUACAACAAUUAACUCAAAGCCAAACGCCAACUCUGUCGCCGGACGAAGAAGCCAAUAAGAAGUUGAAGAUGGAAGACGGUGCAGAUGCCUUCCGAUGCUCGCCCAGUAGCUCGUUUGACGACGUUGUCGAUCAAAACGACGUCAAUUUUGAGGUAGGAUAUUAGGAUGGAUAAAGCGAAAGUUAUAAAAGAAAAAAUUAUUUUUUACCUAAAUUUUCUAUCAAAUAUGGAAAUUCAAAAACAUUUUCGGCGUUUUUCUGGAUCGUUGCGGGACCUAACCUUGCUGCCAAAGCGGGUGGUCUAAAAAUGUAAAUAAAUUAGUUUUUACGUUAAAUUUUGUAAUUGUUUAUUCACAAUAAAGUUUAAAAAAAAAAAUUAGACAUUAAAAAAUUUAUUAUAGGAUCUACGCCUCCGCUACACGCGAGAAAAAUAUCGGUUGAGUAUCGCGCAAGAGAAGGCCAAGUUGGACCUUCUGCAAACACAACUCAACCACGAACUGCAACUUCACGAAAUCCGACUUCAGAGUGAGAAGGCACGGCUAAAAUACGAGGAAAUGAGACUUAAACGGGAAGAGGAGCUGCAGUGA